Molecule: messenger RNA, 5373 nt
Organism: Topomyia yanbarensis
Lineage: Eukaryota; Metazoa; Arthropoda; Insecta; Diptera; Culicidae
Gene: DAT
Product: sodium-dependent dopamine transporter
Exons: 10
Coding region: 915-2891 (658 amino acids)
Biological process (GO): dopamine uptake involved in synaptic transmission; sodium ion transmembrane transport
Cellular component (GO): neuronal cell body membrane; neuron projection; presynaptic membrane
Molecular function (GO): dopamine:sodium symporter activity
Source: RefSeq, a predicted model, not a curated record
AACACAGAAAAGUAUAGAUCUCCAUCAGGCAGCACCAAGACCAGGAAGUAGCAAUAGUUUCCAACCGCUUGGAGCUGAUAUUCUCUAUUGGUGGAUUAACACUCCGAGUCCGGUGGUGCAGAGCUGGUGGUGCAGAGAGGAAGGUAGUCAGUCAAAGGGAAGUUCCGGAAGUCGGAAAUAAAGUGCCACUGCCUUGUUUCCCUCGGUCCAUGGUUGAAUUAGUUCUGCUGAUAACUUGGUUAGACGUUCAAAGAAACAUCAGGCAAUAGUUGAAUCCCCGCCGCAACUGCACCUCGGUGAAGUGGAUAGUAGUGCUUCCGUCGGUGGAUAGUGGAUCUUUUUGAACUAAUUAUGUGAUGGAUUCUGAGGAAUCUUAGAAUUUUCGACGGCCCUUGAAGUAAUUUCAAAGGAAAAAAAGAACAAAAUGUUAUUCUAGUAAUUGUUGUUUCAAUAGGAAAACUAGUUGAGAGAAAAAAAUGUUCUCUUUGGCAACAUAGUGAACUAUUUAUUUUAGCGAGACAAGAAAACACAACCGCCAAGCAACAGGUGGUUCUUGGUGGGCUCUAACAGGUACACCGCCAGCUUUAGCGUAGGUGGCAUUGCACGGAUCUUGUUGUUGGUGAAGUAUUCCGGCCAGCUGCUUUAUGUUCGAGCUGGAUGACCCACGGGAAAAGCUAAGACUACUGGAGACUCCAGUGAAGCUGGUGGAAAAACCAGUCCAACCAACCGUAACGUGGUAAUGUGAUAUCGGAAGCGGCGAAGAACAGGUUAUUGUAAUGAUGGUGCAGUCUGCGGUGGAGUUUUGAUCAAUCGUAUCAGUAAGUGGUUCGUUCACCGGACGGAAAAUAAGUGUGGAAUUUCCUGUAAUAAUCAAAGAUCCAGAAAGCCCAAACGCACUGGACCGGCCUCAGUUAAUGAUGGGUGGAGUGACUCAAACAGGUAACAGCGGAUCCGGCAAGCUACCCAAGGACUCUGGCUGCGGUGGUUCAGGAGACGGUGGCGAAAACGGGGUCGAUUCGGCCAGUGGCGAGAACGUCGCCCUGGCGAUGACCACACUGGGCCAGUUGAAGGUUGCUUCGAAGAAAGGCGCUGGCCACUGCAAUGACCGGACGGAUUCGGACCAGCGCGAGACAUGGUCCGGAAAGGUGGAUUUUCUGCUCUCGGUCAUCGGAUUCGCCGUUGAUUUGGCCAAUGUGUGGCGAUUUCCGUACCUCUGCUACAAGAAUGGUGGCGGUGCUUUUCUCGUCCCCUACUCUGUGAUGCUGCUGGUCGGUGGAAUUCCACUAUUCUACAUGGAACUGGCACUGGGCCAGUUCAACCGGAAAGGUGCCAUAACCUGCUGGGGUCGACUAGUUCCUCUUUUUAAAGGUAUCGGUUACGCGGUUGUACUUAUUGCCUUCUAUGUUGACUUCUACUAUAAUGUCAUCAUCGCGUGGUCCUUGCGAUUCUUCUUCGCGUCGUUCACGAGUAAUCUUCCCUGGGAGUUGUGUAAUAAUGAAUGGAAUACGGUCCUGUGUAGACCGUUCGAAUUCGGCGGGCACAAUAAGACGGCCGAAGCAGCGGCUGCAGCUGCUGUCGAGGCCCUCAAUGGAACACUGUCCAAUGUGACCACAGUGGUGGUCAAUGAGACAAAAUUUGCAUCGGCGGCUUCCGAAUAUUUCAACAACUACAUUCUGGAGCUGGACAAAAGUGACGGACUGCAUGAUCUCGGGUCGAUCAAAUGGGAUAUGGCUAUGUGUUUACUGGCAGUCUAUUUAAUUUGUUAUUUCUCGCUGUGGAAGGGUAUCAGCACUUCCGGAAAGGUUGUCUGGUUUACGGCAUUAUUUCCGUACGCUGUUCUGCUGAUUUUACUAAUACGAGGCAUCACUCUGCCCGGAUCGGCCACCGGCAUUCAGUACUAUCUGAGCCCCAACUUCGAUGUGAUAUACAAACCGGAAGUGUGGGUAGAUGCCGCCACCCAGGUGUUCUUUUCGCUGGGACCUGGCUUCGGAGUACUGCUGGCGUACGCUUCUUACAACAAAUAUCACAACAAUGUCUACAAAGAUGCCCUUCUAACGAGUUUUAUAAAUUCUGCGACCAGUUUCGUAGCCGGUUUCGUGAUCUUCUCCGUACUUGGUUACAUGGCACAUGCUAGCGGGAAGAACAUUGAGGAUGUUGCCACCGAGGGUCCUGGAUUGGUAUUUGUGGUAUAUCCGGCAGCUAUUGCCACCAUGCCUGGAAGUACCUUUUGGGCGUUAAUUUUUUUCAUGAUGUUGCUGACGCUGGGAUUGGAUAGUUCGUUUGGUGGUUCAGAAGCCAUUAUCACCGCACUUAGUGACGAAUUUCCAAAAAUUGGACGAAAUCGUGAGGUUUUCGUAGCUUGUCUGUUUUCACUGUACUUUGUCGUGGGAUUGGCUAGCUGUACGCAGGGAGGAUUCUAUUUCUUCCAACUGCUGGAUCGGUAUGCGGCUGGUUAUUCAAUUCUGAUAGCUGUGCUAUUUGAAUCAAUUGCUGUUUCGUGGAUUUAUGGAACGCAACGUUUCUGUGGUGACAUCCAGGACAUGAUCGGCUUCGCUCCCGGCAUCUACUGGCGCGUAUGCUGGAAGUUCGUGGCCCCACUAUUUCUACUCUUCAUUAUUAUUUACGGUCUGAUCGGAUACGAACCGUUAAGCUACGAAGACUACACCUAUCCACCGUGGGCCAACGUGCUGGGUUGGUGCAUCGCCGGUUCGUCGAUGAUAAUGAUCCCGCUGAUAGCUUUCUACAAACUGAUAGUAACACCGGGAUCCUUCCGGCAGCGAAUGAGUAUCCUGACGACACCCUGGCGUGAUCAGCAGCUGGCAGUGAACGGGAUCACGGCAGAACCGGCACAGGUUCGGCUUACCAACUCCGACGAAGGUGAAGAAGUUUGAGUGCGAUCAUUCUCGCUCAAGUUUGAUAUCUACUUUGUUUGAGCGGCUCAAAUUGCGGCUGCAAUUUGUUGUAUGUUACAUAUUCUAUAUAUUUAGGAUUAGAGCUAGGACAAUUUCUACGCAAAGAAACCGGACAUUUAUGUGGGCUUCUGUUUGCAAUGGAACGCUAGAGAACUAUUAUACGAAUUUACCUUAGAGUAUACGGCUCAGUGUCUAAGCCCACUCCUAGAGUGGGUGUCGGAAUCAGCGAAGCGCGGAUUUUGAUUAGCUUACGAUCAUUAGUAUUAAGCUCCAAUGCUGUAUAGAUAAUAGUUAACAAUGAAUUAAAAAAAAAGUGGGGAAAAGAACAAGCGAAAAACAGUAUUUUAACUGUAAAUAAACUUUUAUUAAGGCGGCACAACCGACAGAUCGAUUUUUGUACAUACAACUCGCGAUAUAACUGUCGGUAGCCAUAAGGUAGGAUUUAGGUGUUUUCGUUGCAGACGGGUGUCUGUAGAACUGUUAACAAUUUCAUGUGACCGUUGAUGAUAGAUUAUUAGCUUGAAGAAACUGCCAUGCGGUAAAGCUUCACUAGACAAACCACAAUGUUCGUGUCCCGACUAGGGUGGUAUAGCGCAUGUGCCGCUACUCCCCAUCGCUGUUGCAGCUUGUUAUACCCCAUCAAGUUUCUUCCUAUCUUAUAGCGAAAUGGAAACACUCGGAACUGUGAGAGCGGUUGGAUACGUCCGCAUCAAGCUUGACAGCCAUAAAGCUUGGUACAGAUAAAAAGGCAACUUUCACGAUUCGGUCGGUUCCAGUUUCACCAUAAGUGUAGAUGUUAGUUUUGUUUCGACUUUUCUGAGAGCUAUUCUUGCACUAUACAGUUAAAAGUUAACCGAAUUGAUUAGAUAAACUGAAAAUUAUAUAUUGAGAAGCAAAUAAAUCAUGUUGGAUAUGUAAAAUAAAUACAGGAAAAUUAUACCGCUGUUAAACAAUAUUUAGGAAAACAUUGAAGCGUAUAGCGUAACUAAAAUGUGAUUAAGAGCUGAUACAACACAUCCCAGUUAGUGUAGUAAGUACUAACCUAUAUCCAAAACUAAGAACUUCUAUCCGCUAUUGUGCGUAGCAUUUCUUAAUUGUUCGUCGUAGGGUUAUUGUUGUGAAAAUUGUUUUUGUUGGUCGUCAGGGUAGAAAAACUUAAAACACCAUCAACUUUAUUUAGAAGAAUUUGGGCUGGAUUUGAGGUGAUGCGAACAGAUUUAUCGAACCUUAUUAUUCUUUAAAAAGAGUGAUUAGCUGUCGUCCGAUCAACUCUGUUAUUACAAAUUUACGAUGUGUCGUGCAACACAUUUGUUCCAUUACGUAAUCUUUAAACCGCGUAAUUUAAUGUUCUUCAAACACUGCUCGUUCAGCCAUCGAGAAGUAUUAGAAGACUAUUUCGUAAAAUUCUUUAGAAAACAAUUCUCAUUAAUUCAAAUAAACUAAGGUCUAAAUUUUUAUUAUUAGUCUACACCGAAAACGACUAUGACAUUUAUAAGGGCUUAAUAAAUGUAACAAAUUCAUAUCGCGUACCAAAACACCAAAUUGUGCACCUUCUUAUUCAGCCAUUAAAAAGAUGUUCAAUAAGGAGGCUUUGGUAUGCUUUUUGUUAUUAUCACAUUAUUCAACCCUUAAAGUGGCUUAAUUUUAAUAAAAGUAGGCAUUCUUUUAUUGUUAUAUGUGGAAAAUAAAGCAGAAUGUACCAUUGUACAAUUCACAAACCUUCUAUGGUAUCAUAAGUAAUUUUUAUUUGUUUUUUUUUUUUAAUUUAAAUUUCGUUCGAUAAAUUUGCUCUACCAUAAAAUCGCUCCAAUUCUUCUAUUUCACAAGCAAUAGGGUAAAAAAUCUUGCGAAAGAAAACGAAACUUUAGUCAAAGCUGAAACAUCUAGCUAAACAGUGUUUCCCCCUUUUUGUGCAUAACAAAUAUUGAGCAGAUUGGAACUAAACUAUGAACGUACAGAAAAUUAUCAAUAAUAGUGUUCCCCUUCUGCAGAUCGUAAAAAACGCAUAAAUGCAUAAAAAAUCUUUGGAAUAAUUGUUAUAGAAUAUCCCAUCGAAUGUGCACAAUUCAUAAAAAUCCAAGACGAGUGAUUGAGUAUUGAUGGGUAGAACAUAGCCGAAUUUCGGGCCGUAAAUUAUUUUAGUGUUUUGAUUAAUUUAAGAACUGCUUUGGUUUCGCUAGUUAGUGCAAUGUUUUCAGCGAGUGGUCAGGAAUAGCGAACAACGAAUCACCAGUAUUUAUUCGUACUUCGGUAGCAGUAUUAUAACAGUUUGAAGCGUAGAGAUGGAAUCAAUUGAGGAAUUUGAUGUGUUGAGUAGAAAUAAUGAAUGGUUAAGUUUUAGACAGAGAUAUACUUUCGUUUUGCGUUGGUAUACAUUGAGGGCAAACUAGUUCUUCUACGAUAUAUUUCAGUUUAUAUUCUAUAGUUUGGAACAAUUUUGUGUAAUAAAGUUAAUUGAGUU